AUGUUGCCAAUCGAAUUCGUUCAGGUCUCGAAAGUUGGCACUCUAGUUCUAAAUAUAUUCAAUCGGUCCAGGUUAAUCUGCGACGAUGUCGUGACAAGAGCUAUAGUGGCUAUGGGGAACACUCAAAUCAAACCCCAUCCCCGACAACGAAACAAAAAGCAAGUGCAUUGGAAAGCCGCAGGAGUUUUAAGAAGUUGCUUCAGCAGUAGUAGCUUUUCCAAGUCAAGAAUAGCUCGACCACAUGCUCCAGGAAAACCAUCUCUUGCUUCCGAUGGAGAAUCUACACCCGAUUUGGUCACCAUACGAUGGAAUAAACCCAUCAACGAUGGCGGCUCACCAAUAUCCGGUUAUUUAGUCGAACAUAGACGAGCUGGUUCGCCUCACUGGGUACGGGCAACUCCUCUACUUGUCCAGCUUACCGAACUAACCAUAAGUGGUCUUGAACCGGGAUGGAGGUACCAAUUCAGAGUCCGAGCAGAAAAUGCAGUAGGUCUGUCUGAUCCUAGCGAGCUAUCUGAACCAAUUACUGUGACUCUUCAACGAUCAGCUGUCACAUCACCACGUAUAACUCAGGAACUUCAGGACACUGUUGCUUUAGAAAAUGACAAAGCUGAAUUUGUGGUCCAUUUCUUGGGACAGCCCGCACCGAAGAUUUGCUGGUACAAAGAUGCUUUUGAAAUAUUCAGCAGUAGAAGGAUCAGAAUAUUAACGGAACCGGACAGAAGCGUACUUACGAUUCAUCAGUGCUCGCUUUCUGAUGAAGGAGAAAUCAAAUGUACUGCUACAAACCGCGCUGGACAUGUAUCUACUAAAGCUAAAUUGACAGUAAAUGCUCCACCGAGUAUAAGGCUUCCAAGGCAAUACGAAGAUGGUUUGCUUUUCGAGAUCGGAGAGUUAAUACGAUUAAAAGUAUCGAUUGCAGGACGUCCGACUCCAUUAGUCCAUUGGAGCCAUAAUGGAGAAUCGAUUAAAAAUAACGACCGAUACGAAAUGGAAUACAUGGAUAAUUCCUCGGUUUUAAAAAUAAACGACGCCGAACGCGAGGAUCGAGGAGAAUAUAUGAUAAAAGCUGUGAAUAAACUAGGAGAAGAUGUUCAAUCUUUUCUGGUAACCGUUACUGAUAAGCCAUCGCCGCCUGGUAGAGCAAGAGUCGUCAUGGCUCUCGGUAGAACCGUAACUUUAUCAUGGAGUACCCCACGAGAUGAUGGUGGAUGCAAAAUAGGAAACUAUAUUGUAGAAUACUACAGGUUAGGUUGGGACGUUUGGCUUAAAGCUGCUACUAGUAGGCAACUAACUACGAUUCUGGGAGAUUUAAUAGAAGGAAGCGAAUAUAAAUUUAGAAUUAAAGCAGAGAGUCCUUAUGGAAUCAGUGAACCCAGUGAGGAAUCUGAAGUUGUAUUUAUUCCUGAUGCUAAACGGGGUAUUUUACAACCUCCUCCUAGAAGUAAAAGUCAACCUAGAGACAUAGAUGCAAAUAUAAACGAAGGAGUACUAACACCAGUUGCUAGAAGAAAACACAAGCAGCGAUCUUCAUCUUCACCUCGGGUAGAUGAAAGUCACUCACCGUCUCCAGUUGCAUUAGAAGAUAAAAAUGCUCCCCCCAAACGUCCCAUGCGAACUAAAGUUAAGAGUCCUUCAAAAACACCAGAAGCAUCUCCUCUUCCAACAAAAAGAGAUUUAGACAGUCAAUCAAAUAAAAGAGAAUUGGAAACAAAACUCAAUAAAGAAAUAUUUGAACGUUCAGAUCGAUCAUCAAUGGCCAGAGACUUGGCUUAUGGAAGUCCGGAUAUUAAAGUUAAAAGAGAUUUACAUCCUAUGAGCUCCAUGAGUUCGAAUAUCUCUAGUGGCUCAGAUAAAUCAAGGACGCCAAGUCCAAAUCAGAAUGCGAAUGGACAUAAAGUUAUUAAAGUCAAGAUCGAACUUCCUCCUGAGCAAGUAACUACUAAGAAAACUCCUCCUGCCAGUCCUGAAAUGAGGAAGAUGAGGUUAUCAAGAGAAAAUAGCGAAAAUUUAAAUGGUAGUUCGGAGUUUAUGUUGGUACUGUAUCCUGAUGAUGAUCAAAAAGGUAAUUCAGACUUUGACUUUGGGGAAAAUUCCAUACCACCUCCAAUGUCCCUAUCUGCUCCCGAACUAGGAACUGACUCUCCAAUCUUUAAUUUAUUAAAAACAAGUGCUAGUUCCUCUGAACUUCUUCACGAACGAGCAAUGAUCCGUCUAUACGAAGCUGCCAAAGCAGAAGAAAUUGAAUUGGAGAGGAGAAGAAAAUCGAUAGAACUUAGAGGCCUCAACAUUGAAAUUCCAAAAAUACAAAUUAACUCCAAAGACCAACAGGAGAAACUUGAAUUAGAGAGAAUACAUUCCUUUAAAAGAAGAUUAUCUGGUGGGGCAGGUCAACAAUUACGGCUUCGAAAAUAUAGCCUUAAAGACAUUGACGAUUUAAGAGGAGAUGAUCUGAGAAAACUACAAAAAUCCAAUUUAACACAACUUGAAAAAAAGGAACUUAUGAUGAAUCGUCAAAGAUCUGAAUCUGAAGAAAGGGAGGAAAAAAUAUUCGAAGAAUUAAGAAGUAAAAAGGAAUUGAAGAAACAAUCGAGCACAGAAAGACGCAAAAUAAAUAUUGCAGACGAAGGUAAAUGGGCUGAUGACUAUGUUUCAAGUACAGAAGAAUCCUCGUAUGAAGACGAUGAAGAAGACAAUAUUGAAAGGAAUAGAAAAUUCUCAUUUUAUAAUAGCGAGGACGAGGAUGAAGAUACUUACCAUCCUAGAGGGCUAAAAAUGAUGCCGUAUAGUGAUAAAGAACCAUUUGAAAUUUUAACUAAAAGAAAAGAACCUCCUGAUCCAGAUUUCAUUCCUAAACCAAUUUUAAAGAAAAAAGAACAUGGCGAGGUUUCACCACUUGCCAUGUCCCCGCCAACAUCGCCUAAAUUAAAAAGGUCGCUUUCACCCAUUCCACCAAGUAUUUUUAAAAAAGAAAUUUCGUUAGCAGAAGCUUCCCUAAACCUUCCAUUACUGAAAAGAACGAUUCCUGAAGGAGAAGAAAUAUCGGUACCAUCAAGACCUAGGUCAUCUUCACUUACAUAUGAAGAUAACAGUUUUCUGAAAGAACAACCAAAACCGAUGAAGCAAAGGCAAAGAGCUUCUUCUUUGCUACCUCAAGCAGAAUUAUUUCAAAAAUCUCUAGUUGAAGAUAAACCAAUGAGCGGCCGGAAAAGGUCAUUUUCUCUAAUACCAGUUGAAGAAAAAUCAGAAGUAACGCCUGAGAAUCUUUAUAGUUCUGAAAAGCCUACGAUGUCAUUCCUAAUGCAAACUAUUUCUGCAGCAGCAACAAUAUCUGGCAUAACUGCAGCAAGUAUUGUUUUGCCAGAUAGAUUGUUUGAAAAACAAAAGGACGCUGAAGAAGCUAAGGUAGUUAUAGAUCAUUAUGGUGACAUAGUUAAGACCCAUGGUAAUAAGAAUAAGAAUCCUUAUUUGCAUAAAAGUAGGGAAUCAUUGCAAAGGCAGAGCAUAGAAUCAUUACCUAGGGUUGAUGAAAGUAAUGAGGAGCUGUCAUACGCAAGUAAUCAUUUAGAAGACAAACAAAAUAAUAAAGCAGGUUUUAAAUAUGACCCUUUACGUAGUUUACCACCAAGUAAUUAUCAAAAUCCAGUUUCAUCUAGAGUAAGUGGAAACAAUCAAAUUGUUAAAACCGAUAAUAUUAGUAAAUACCAUGAUCAGUACUCAACUUACAAAGUACAUGAGAGUAUUGAAAGUCGAAAUGUCCAAUCACCUCCGCGAAUAACUGCUUCUGGCAGUAAUUCAAACACAUCAACAUUAGGUCACGAGAUGGAAUCUAGAUUUAAAAGGUCAAUGAGUCCAUCGCCAGAAACAAGAGAAAGUAAGGAAUCACCUUUAAAUAUACAAUCAACUUCAAAUGAACCCAGAACGUUCACGCAUAUGUCAAAUGCUUCUAGUAAUGAAAAUCCAAGCAGAAUGAAUGCCUCCUCUCCAGAAUUAGAAGCAAAUAAAGCUAACACAAAUCAAAGAACACGGGCAUUUUCUCCAAGUUUUGAUUCAGAACGAUCUAGAACGUUCUCGCAAUCAUCAGAUACAUCUAAGAAAAGUGAUACAUCAACCAAAAGCAGAACGUUCUCUCAAAAAUUAGAAAAUGGUAAAAAAAGUUCAACAAAUCAAAGAACCCGAACGUUUUCACCUUCUUCAGAUUCAGAAAGACGAGAAAAAAGUCAACCUGUAAUAGUGCCCCAAGGAAGAAAAGUAUCAGCAUCUCCCAUGCGUAAAUCUGAAAAAAGAAAAACUGCUUCUCCUUAUCCUGAAAACAGAAAUAUUUCUACGUCUCCGUUAAGAUUGGAGGAUCAUUACCAAAACAAAAUUCCCUCAAAAAGAAAAACUUCUCCUUCUCCAAUGCGAAAACGAACUGAACCAUCGCCUAUGAGAACAAGGCCCCCAAUGUUAAAAGAAAUCAUGACGCAAACUUCUGAAGGUUUAGGAUCCUUUGAUGACAGUUAUCCUGGAUCGUCUUCACGUUCCUCGAAACAAGAAGAAUUAAUAGCAAAAGCCGAAGUUAAAGUACAUCGGUUCUUUGAUUAUCUUACUGAUUUAGUUAUGUUUAUGGUUGCUUGUUGGUUGUAUCUUUUUAAGGAUGAACUUUUGGCUGUUCCUGUGUUAUUGGUGUUGGUUUAUAGACAGUUGCAAGCUGAAAUUUCUAAAAGAAUUCCAAACUGGCUAGUGAGAUUCGUAAGAAGAUUAAGAAGAAUUAAAGGUGGUAAUAAUAGUUAAACAGUUAUUAGUAAUCUGCUUUUUCAACAGCUUCUUAUUCUAGUUGUAUUCUAUAUUGUAGAAUGAUUAUCAAGAAAUAAACUAGUUAAUUAACAAAAUAACGAACAGCAGAAUUAUUUAAAAAUUUCGCAAUAAAGUUUCCAAUUAACAAAUUCUUUAAAAUCAUUAAAUUGCUGAUUAAAAUAUGAAAAUUAUUAUUAUCUACUCGUGAUUCAAUGGGUUUUUCUUCGUGACAAAUUUAAAUUGUUUCGAUACAUUUUUUGAACAUCCUGACAAUGCUUUUAAUAGCGUAAAUGUUUCCUGUAAUAAUUUUGUAGACAACGUACAAGUACAAGAUGUUUCCAAGAAAUAUACAGAAUAUCCUAAAAUUACUGUUUGGUUAUGGAAAUAAGCUUUAAAUAUUGGUAAAAAUUAUUUCAGUAUGUUUGGACAAAUAUUAUUAGGGGAGAUAUGUCUGAGAUGGCAUACUUUUUUUAGUUGAUGAAAUAUCUGUAAUAAAUAAUGAUAGAAAAAGUGUGGUUUGAAUUUUUGGCAUACCCAAUGUCAAAUUAAUAAAUUAAUAAAAAUAUUAUAAAACAUAGCACAAAGAACAUUCAUAACUACCAGGAAAAGAUGGCAUACUCAUAAAAAUAGAUAGAACUUUUAGCAAACUAUAUUAUUAAACCUUAUACAGGUAUUAAAAUUACAACUUGCCGCAUAUUUUUGCUUACUUAAACCAUAGCUGUCUUGAUCGUGACCAGGGAUAAAGUUUAUUGCAAUGUAUUCGAGAAAUAUAUCCUCGUUUUCUGCUAAGUCCUCAACAUUUUUUUUCUCGUCGUCAGAGCUAUCAACGUUGCCGCAUUUUUUUUUUAUGAUCUGGAAGGUUGUCGCAAUGGCUGAAGUGACAUGUCACUCCCUAUACUUCCCAUGUUAAAUUCUGGCUCAAUCUCAAUGUCCUCAGUACUUCUUCCCUAUUGGUCUGGCGUAUUUUUGACAAGUCAGGGGUCAUCAAUCAGCACGUUGGUUGCUGACACAUGAGAAAAAUAACAUCUAAAAGUAAAAAAUAUUCAGGUUUUAAGCCACUUGAAGACAAAAUUAGUGUGGUUAUUACAAAAUUUAGGUUUUUUUUGGUUUUUAAAAUAAUGUUGACGUCGUUGCUUCCUCCCUAUUGGUCUGGAGUAUUUUUUACUAAUAUGGCGUCACCAAUCAGAACAUUGGUUGCUGUCACAUGAGAAAAAUUACAUCUAGAAAAUUGUUUAGUAUUUUUGCAGUUUUUCGCUGCACAUACCUUCAUGAUGUAAUUUGUAUUAAAAAAUACAGAUCUAUAAAAAAAUUCUAUUAUAAAUAAAUGUUUGAACCAAAAAGGGAAAACUAGGUUAUACCUAUUAGAUUAGAUACAUUUUACUCAUCAUCGGGUUGGUGGUGUAGCAGUCUAACGCGCUUAUAUUCAUUUAUAGGAAAGUUUAUGGUCGGAGACUGCCGGGCUUCGAAUCCCACAACAGAAUGUGGAUUUUUAAUUAAAUUGCAUGGUUCGGUAUAGGAUUUGAUGUGUGUCGUAUUAAUAGAAAUUCAAUUUCUGUUGAUAUGACAUGCAGAUUAUAAAAAUCGCUAUGCAUUACCGUCUCGAUGAUGGUGGGUGAAGUUUUCCGGGUUUUUCUCACCUGUGAGUCAUCUUUAAGUCGCCCCGGAGCGCCACGGCAAAUAAUAAUAUUAGCCGUCCCUUUCCCCCCUAAUUUAUUAAUUCAUGCAAGCUAAUUUAGCGCAAUUACAUAGAUAAUAUAGAACAAAUACAAAUAAACAAUGAAAAAAUUAAUUAUUUAAACAAAAGUUCAAUUAAGGUUUGAAAAUUCAUUAAAAUGUUUAGGAAGGUACGUGGGAUGGUAAUAAUUGCAAUAUUUCGGGUCUAUUUAUUUUAUUAAAGGUAUCAAACAGCGUCUUUGUUUUACAGUUAAAAUUAUCUUAAUUUAUCUCUUAAUCGAGUUGUUUUGAUUAUAUUAUAUUCGGGUCACCUAUGGUAUUAAAAAAAAUGAAUAUCGGAAAACCUUGUUCUGACUUUUUUUUAAAUUUCUAAUAGGGUUGGGGUGUACUCUUCAUACGAAAUUAUUAAAGCAAAUUCAAGUGUAGGCCUCUUUAAGCUAAAAUAGAGCAGUUUAAUUACAUUUAUGUCAUUAAAUACAUGCGUUUGUCUUGUUAAAUAUCCUAAUAAUCGAUUAGUAGAUCUAACCAUACGUGAUUCGUAAAUGAAAAAGUAUUGUUGUUUGUAUCGCCUGUAUAUUUGACUUUAGUUCUUCUCUAAAAAACCUCUUCAUCCAUAUGAUAUUCAAAAUUUUUAAAUUCUUUUAUAAACCAUAAAAAUAAGAUAGGUCCCAAAUUAGAUCCCCGAGGUACCCCAGAGAUGGCAUAAAGUUUUCCAGUAGUAUUUUCGUCUUUUUUAAUAACGAAUUAUCUCUUUUAAGAUAAUUUUAAUCAAUUACAAAAGUUUCGUGUUAAUCCAAAUUCACUAAUCUUACUCAAAAGAAUGUCAUGGUUUCCCUGGUCAAAGGCUUUGCAAAAGUCUGUAAAUACUGCUUCUAGAUGAGAUUUGUUUUGUAAAAUAUCAAAAUUAUUGUUACUGUAAAUUAGUAGAUUAUUGCUGAUAUACUUUUGGGCCAUGAACGCAAGGGCAGCUCCAUUGAGGGGAAGAGGUUAUUAAUACACGAGCAUUAACCGGAAUAUGUAACGAACCGAAGGAGUGUUUCAUAUACGAGUAGUUUACGAAAGGGUAUUAAUAUUACAUAAAAAUUGCCCAUACUAUUUUGUCUACGACCAAAAAGCAGGACUUCAAUAUGAAAAAGUAGAUUUAAUAUUUAUUUAAUUUGUAGUAGGUCAAACAUCUCAAAACCUUUUAUUCAAUUUUUUUAUUUCUGCAAUUACUACUAACUAUAACACUAAAUAAUUAAAUUUCUAAUAACUUUUAAAUUUAAUAACCACCUUAAGUAACAUUAAACACGACAGAAGACGAUUUUGGGUAUUUAUUUUUAAAAUUAGUUAUUGUGUCCUAU
This is a messenger RNA of Psylliodes chrysocephalus, 7793 nucleotides long. The record is from the annotation of a GenBank genome assembly. Lineage: Eukaryota; Metazoa; Arthropoda; Insecta; Coleoptera; Chrysomelidae.